Vicia villosa (hairy vetch) is the source of this 1040-nucleotide messenger RNA. RefSeq lists its product as uncharacterized. The transcript has a single exon. The record is from RefSeq and is a predicted model, not a curated record. Lineage: Eukaryota; Viridiplantae; Streptophyta; Magnoliopsida; Fabales; Fabaceae. Bases 87 to 884 code for a protein of 265 amino acids.
CUUGCUUAGACAUUGCUCAGCACAAUAUUCGCAAAUUUCCUCUCUCUCUCUCUCUCUCUCUCUCUCUCUCAGAUCAUACUCCUCCAAUGGCCGCCAUCAUUUCACGAAGGUUAAGAUUAACUUCCUCCAUCCUAAAACCCUGUCAUUUCCCACCUCCAUCACCAUCUCCAACAAACCCUCAAUCUCCAAUCUCUAAACCCUUACCCCAAAACCCAUCUUCUUUUUUCACCUUUCAUCACUUCUCCCAAUUCACAACAACCCCUCCCAAACCCACUUCCCAUUUCAAUCUCACUCCCUUUUCAUCCCACCAAGUUUCAAACUUCUACCCUAAACCCAUCUUCUUCUCAACCAACAACCCAUCAUCAUCAUCAUCAUCAGAUUCUGAUAAAGCCUCAGACCCAACCCCAAACCCAAACCCAAGUCCAUACCCAAGCGAAAACCCAAACUUCAAACACCAAGAAAUCGAAGGCCCAACAGUAGAACGCGACCUCUCCCCCCUCGCCAACGAGACACGUGAAAUUCUCGAAACAAUGAUGAAGAACAUCUAUUCACUAAGCAGGGUGAUAGCACUAAUGGGUCUCGUUCAGCUCGGUGUUGGAGGCUGGAUCACAUACAUAACUAGAUCUUCGCCUAUCACUGAGGUUUCUGUGCAGAGCUUAUUGGCUUUUGCGUUUCCGUUUUCUCUGGCGUUCAUGCUGCGUCAGUCGUUGAAGCCGAUGAGAUUCUUUAAGAAGAUGGAGGAACAAGGUAGGUUGCAGAUUCUUACACUGACGCUUCAGGUUGUUAAGCAGUUGAAUGUUUUGUUUGUUAGGGUUAGAGGGGUUUCGUUUGUUUGUGUUGUUGGGUUGUCUGCUGGUUUGGUUUUUGCUUUGGUUUCUAGAUGAGUUUGAUUUGGUUUUUUACUAUCAAUUUGGAGUUUGGAGAUACAAGGUUUUCAUUUUCUAGUGUAGUGGCUAUAUUUUAACUUGAAAAAGGUGAAAUGUUAUAGGUAUAGAUGUUUUAAGUGCUUAUUUUUGCCUAGUUUUCACAAUGCUGUUUGA